GAUUAAUUAAUCUAAUCAUCUUUUGUGUUUUAAUUAUCAUUGCAAGGUGAUAUAGAAAGAAUGAAGAACUGCAAGCAGGAGUUUGAAAGUGUCUUCCACUACUUAGACAAGGAUGGAGAUGGCAAGAUCUCACCAGUUGAGCUCCGGCAAUGCAUAAUGAAAAUAGACUGCAAAGCAUGGCUUGAAGAUGCCGAUGAAGCCAUAAUCGAAUCGUUAGAUUCAGAUGGAGAUGGGUUAUUGGAUUUGGAGGAUUUUAUUGGAUUAAUGGAAGUUGAUGGAGGAGAAGAAGAAGAAGCUAAGUUGAAGGAUUUAAGGGAGGCAUUUGGUAUGUAUGAGAUGGAAGGAACUGGGUAUAUUACACCCAAAAGUCUGAAGAGAAUGCUUAGUAGAAUCGGUGAGUCGAGAACGGUCAAUGAAUGCGAAGCAAUGAUUAAUCUGUUUGAUCUCAAUGGAGAUGGUGUGAUUAGCUUUGAUGAGUUUAGACUCAUGAUGCUAUGA
This is a messenger RNA of Telopea speciosissima, 498 nucleotides long. Its product is annotated as putative calcium-binding protein CML19. The coding region runs from base 61 to 498 and encodes 145 amino acids. The transcript has a single exon. The record is from RefSeq and is a predicted model, not a curated record. Lineage: Eukaryota; Viridiplantae; Streptophyta; Magnoliopsida; Proteales; Proteaceae. Gene Ontology annotation, molecular function: calcium ion binding.